ACUUCUUGACUAAUAGUCCACGGUCAUAAGUGAUGCACUUUCUCUUGGUAAUGUAAUGUUACGAGUUUAAAAGGUGUGUAACGACUUAUUAUUUUGGUCUCGCGUGCGAUUCCUCAUCAUUUUCAUCGAGUGUACUUGCUAAUAAAAAAUUUAAUUGGUGCAUUAUGAACUUCAGUUGUGUCCAGGUAAGAAAUCAUUUGUACCGAUACCAAUCCAAGCAGUUUUUGGUUUUUCUUACCUUAAUAUCGUCCUCCCUAGGAGCUUUGCAAGUAAUCCGCGACCUAAUAGAGUUUAACGUUGCGGGACAUCCCGUUUUGCAUAAAACCCAGAACUGGUCAUUCGACCCUGACGUUGGUAAAAGACGUUCCAGGCAGUACGAGGAAUUGAACGGAGUGUUAGGGGAAAAAGCCAUAGAGAGGUUAGGGCUGGGGAUAGACGGCUACGACAGGGAGAGGCUGGCAAAGCAACAAGCUCGAGAUGAGGGCCAUCUGGGAGGGGUAGAUUAUUUGACUCCUUAAUCGUUCUCAUAUUUAACUAACCAAAUAUUAAAAUAGUUAUGUAAAUAUUUGUUUUUAAAAAAAUAUAUAAAUAAAUACAACUUUAUUCAAGAAUUUUGCGGUUUAUAUUAAAGACGUACGAAUUUGCAAUUUUAGUCUUUAUUGUACAACAUAAAGUUAAUACAAUUAAAUAAUAUAUAAAUAAAUAUACAAUAUACAACAAUUAGGAGUAUUAGUAAACAUUAGUCUAUCAGGUUAUCUCAACAAAUGGUAUAAAAAGUAUUAACAUUACUAACUAGUAAAAAUUAAUAAACAGAGUUCCUUAUAAAUUUGUAAACCUACAACACUUACUUUUUAAAAACCUUAUCACCCAUUUUGAUUGAUAAAUUAAGUUGCAAAAUAUAACUAGUGAGAAAAUUAUCGUUAUUGCCGAAAGCUACACCGGAACGUUGAAGCGACACGAGCCGACAAAUUUUGUCUUUUAUAAAAUUGAAAAACUAAAAGCUAUGAAACUUUAGCACACUGGUUCCCGUUUUGUCUCGUACAGUUUCAACGUUCCAAUGUAGAAUUUAAGAUUACUGUUAAUAUCAGUGGGCAAACGUGUUUUGUAAAAAUAUUUACGUAGCAUAUAUUUCAGUCCUUAGAUUACAUAUUUCCGAAUAAAUAUAUAUUUAAUUUUUAAAUACGGAAUGAUUUCUUUUUGAUCGGUGGACAGAAUUUUUUUUUACACUAAACGCAUUUCAACAUUUCAAUGCUAGGCACAACCAAUAAUUGAUAGUUCACAGUACAUACUUAUUGUAAUGAAAAAAGUAAGAAAUAUAAUUGCUUUUUAAGGUUUUUGGGAAUCACAAUAAAUUUUAUUCCGUAUAAAGUUAUAUCCAAGCUAGUUCAAUCGUUUCUUUUUUAUCUCACAAAUAACAUCUACAGGGUGUCCCGAAAUUCAUGCACCAAAAUUUGGUCAUACAUUCUUAAUACAAAUUUAGGGGACCCGUAUUUUUUC
Anoplophora glabripennis (Asian longhorned beetle) is the source of this 1497-nucleotide messenger RNA. RefSeq lists its product as uncharacterized. The record is from RefSeq and is a predicted model, not a curated record. The coding region runs from base 165 to 518 and encodes 117 amino acids. The transcript has 2 exons. NCBI's taxonomy places the organism in Eukaryota, Metazoa, Arthropoda, Insecta, Coleoptera, Cerambycidae.